Messenger RNA from Neurospora crassa OR74A, 2029 nucleotides. RefSeq lists its product as hypothetical. Bases 335 to 2029 code for a protein of 564 amino acids. Lineage: Eukaryota; Fungi; Ascomycota; Sordariomycetes; Sordariales; Sordariaceae. The transcript has 2 exons. Gene Ontology annotation, molecular function: monooxygenase activity. The record is from RefSeq and is a predicted model, not a curated record.
GUGGCCGCCAGGGAGCAGCGAGAAUGGACCAACCGCGAAGAGGUGCCUGGCACGCAUGACGGCCAACCAUCUGGACUUCAGCCGUACACUAUGCAUCGGUGACUGAACGGGAUGCGCAUUGCACUCUUGUCAUGCAUGGAAAUGGGAUGAGCUACGACGAUGCAGCUGUUUGCCACGCGCUGCUGUGCGACGACGCCGGUAUGAGGGUCGUACAGCGAGCGUGCUUGAUGACUGACCUGCCACCCGCGCGCGGGGUUUGACGACGUCGAGAUGCAUCCUCCAACCUCCUCGAACAUCAUCAUCUAACCCUCUUGGCCAUCGUCACUAAAGCAUCAUGGCGUCCGAUUUCAUCGCCAAUAUGGCGCUCGAGAUGGCUUCCGCUCCCCCCACGACAUCACCGUCCGCCCUCCCCUCCUCGACAACCUCCCCGACCUCCUCCUCCUCCUCCCCCUCGAUCCAGAACUUCCGCCCCCGCGCCGCCAUCCUCGGCGCCGGCAUCUCGGGCCUCUCCGCCUCCAUUUCCCUCCGCCGAGCGGGUUGGUCGUGCACCAUCUUCGAGCGCUCGCUCUUUUCCAACGAGACCGGCGCCGCCAUCACUUUGCCUCCCAACGCCAGCUUAUGUCUCUCGCGAUGGGGCUUCGAUUUCAACAAGGCAGAGCCGGUGCCGAAUUGGAGUAUUCGAUUUGCGAGGGCGGAUACGUUGGAGGUUGUCAAGUCGGAGGAAUAUAAAGGGUUUGGGGAGGAUUUGGGAGUGGGAGGUGAAAAGGGCCAUGGAGGGUCUUGGGGCGUUCAUAGGGCGGAUUUACAUUGGGGGUUGAGGGAGUUGGUUGGGGCGCAGAGGAUAAAGGGGGCGAUAUCUAGAAGUAAAGAAAAGACGAGGGAAACGGAGGGGAAAGUAGAUGCGGAGCGUGGAAGAAAAGGGAUGAUUGAUGGAGGACCGGUCAAAAUUGAAUUGGGAAGAGAAGUAGUGGGAUUGAACUGCGAAGAAGGGGUGAUCGAGUUCAGGGAUGAAACAAAACUGGAGGGAUGGGAUCUAGUGGUUGUUGCUGACGGUGCUCACUCCAAACUCCUCCCGUCCAUCCUGCCACCUUCCUCGACACCAUCCUCGUACCUAGCACGACCAACCAGCCGCUCAAUCUACCGCUUCCUCCUCCCCCUCACCCCUUCCUCCCCGCUCCUCACUAACCCUUCUCUGCGCCCGCACUUUCUUCCUCACAAUCAAGGCGGCCCCCUCCCCGGCUUUUUGUCAUGGCACGACCCCAUUCGUGAUGUACUUUGGGUCUCUUACCCCUGCCGCGGCGGACGCGUGCUCAACAACGCUAUCGUGCAUGACACGCCGCCGCAACCUAGUGGUGAGGCGGGGGAGUCGUCACCACCGGGUCGGGGUUGGUCAACGGCGGUGGGGAGGGAGGAGGUACUAAAGGUUCUGAGCGGAUUUAAUGGGGCGGUGAGGGCCUUGGUCGAUUUGGCUUUUGGGGAGGAAGGAGAGAAAGAGGAGGACAAUGGAAGGGGGACAGGCGAGGAAGGCAUCAAAGUCCACCACCUGUUCAAAAGACCCGCCUUGAACUCCUUCGUCCGCGGCAAAGCAGUGGUGAUAGGUGACGCGGCGCACGUCAUGAUGCCCACGCAUGCAGCCGGCGGAGCCAUUGCCAUCGAGUCCGCCGCCACGAUAGAAGUCCUCUUUCGCGACUUCCCCUCUGAUCCUCCGCAGCUUGAAGAAUUCGUCAAGCGUCGUCUGCAGCUAUUUGAUCAGCUACGUAUCCCGAGGUGUAACUUGACCAUGUUGGCGUCCAAUGCUGGGCCCAAGUGGUUGAACGUCGAAGGCGUGGAGGAAGAGGCGAGGAGGUAUUACAAGGGGCCGUUGCCGCACAAGGAUACAUUGCCGUGGACCUACGAGUUUAGGCAAGUGUUGUUUUGUUAUGAUGCGUUUGAGGCGGCGGAGGAGGCGGUUAGGAAGGAGGAGGAGGCCGUCGGUGCGGCUUCCCGUUCUGAGGCAAUGGGCUCGGAGCUGAAGGCUGGGAACAUGUGA